ACUAUAACGUGUUCCCUAGCGUGCGCGCGCGUCGCAUUUGGUUGCAAAAAUACAAUCUCGAUUAUUCCUACAUCGAUUCCCAAUAAAUAGUGCAGUGGGUGAAUAUUAAGUGAAUAACUUAGUGCUAUGUAAAGGAAUCCUAAGGGCACGUGCGUCCGCCGCGACGGUCGAUAUGACAGUGACUGUUUAAAUUCCGAACAUGGGUAGCGCGCUCAGCAGUGCGAACAGUAAGAAGAGAAAAGAGCCUCAGAAUGCCGAGUCGUCCAGGGUACUGUUCCUUCUGUACCUGAUUCAUAGAACGUGGAAUGUUCUUGUGGAACACGUGGACUCGAAGAGUGCUAGAUGGCGCACCAACACGGUGCCAAGUUCCGAAGAAUUGGGUCGAAGAUUCGACUCAAUCAGCUUGGGAGACUCCGACCUUGGAUCCUGUUAUUCCACCUGCAGCUGCAGCUACUGCAGGCUGAGGGAGUGCGCCCAUGAUUGUGUGAGUGAGCUGACAUUACUGGACGGCAUGGCAAACUGCGCAGGCUGGAGCGAAGAGCCUGUAUCCAAGGAUAAGCAACGACCACCGAUUUAUAAUCCAGAGGAUUACGCGACAUCGCUCAAGAAAUGGGGCAAGAAGUUGAGUGGGGGCAACUUGUACGAGGUGGAUCCGGGGCAGGACCCCAACAAGGCCAGGACCCUACCCAGCCAGGGGAGCAAGGACUUCAGAAAUCCUUGUCUAGGAGUGGGAGAGGAGAUGAGCCUCCGCCAAUUCGGUUCUCCCAGCGAACUCCUCACCAAGCUGAGGGCUGAUCUUCGACUCUCCUUCCCAAGUUUCGUCCAAGAGUUCGCAAGCGAACCGUUAGAUGGCGUGACAUUACUUCUGGAACUGUUACGCAAUGUGCAGCUGAGCCAGGCAGGAGAUGCGGCGCGAGGCCCUCCAGCUUUACGUCGGAGACCGCUGCUUGACGAACUGGCUUGCUUACAAUGCCUGUGGAGCUGCAGCACGAGGUACCCGGACUGCGUGCGGCGGCUCGUCGCCAGCUCCAACGGAGUGUACGCCCUCGCUGUUUGCAUCAUGUCGUCUGUCAACAAGUCCAGGAUACUGGCUUUACAGCUGCUGACGAAGGCGUGCCUGCCGCCGGCGAGCGGGCACGGCGCGGUGUCGGAGGCGCUCUCCACGCUGCGGCUGCGCUACGGCGAGCCCGUGCGCUUCCGCUUCCUGGCCGGCAUGGUGCACAGCGGCGGCGCGCGCCCCGACCUGCAGGCCGCCGCGCUCUCCUUCCUCGGCGCUCUACUCGCCACCGCGCCCGCGCCGCAGCGCCGCCUCUACAUACAGGCGGAGCUCGAGCAGGCCGGCUUCGACGCGCUCGCGCUCAAACAGACUGUAACCAAACUACCGAAUCCCAACGAGCAAGUACUCAAAGAGAUAGAAAAUUUUGAAAAACAACUAAUUGAUGUUGACACGCUGAGUGAGAGAGCGACGGAGGCGCAAAAGGACAAAGACGAACUGAGGCACAAACUGGAGCUACUGGAGAAGAGAGUUAAGAUAUUACAAGAAGAAAAAGGAAUUCUGCUAUCGUUGGAGAAAUGUUUAAAAGAGAAAUGCUGUGAACUGCAAGAAGAAGUGAGCACUCUGCGGUCUGAGCACGGCAGCUCGAGUCGCAAGAAGACGUUUGUGAUAAAGAAAAAAAACUCCGCGCAUAGAAAAAGGGACGAGUCAUCACCACCAGAAGACGAAGGCAUCAGCUCAUCAGAGCGCUCCCUCAGCCCUGAAGGCGAUCCCCAAAGAGAAUCCAUGGUGUACGAAGUGUUUAACAUCAAAAACGAAACAUAUGACUUAAUGCGAAACAAACGACCGAUCCAUAAAAAACUAGAAAACACCAAAAAGAUUGAACACAAAAAGAACACAGACGACGAAGAUGAAACGACAAUAGAUGAAGUUAUACAAGAAUUAAGAAAUAUAGUUAACCACGCGGAAUCAGAGCAAUAUUUAAACAGGCGAGACAGCAAAUGCAAAAGCAAUAGAACCUCAGAAACGGACUAUCAAAAGGACAGAAGCGAAGAGAAAGAAGAUUCCAUUACAAGUACACGACACAGCAUUCACAUAACAACCAGCAAUGAAUUAGACGGGAAUUUCGAAGAAGAAGAAGAAAUUGUGCCCAGUAAAAUAUUACCGCACCCGCCUAGAAAAGCCAAAAGCCUCGUACAAUUAUUCCCACCUGUAGAACAGGGACUGCUUUACAAUAAACCUCAAGAUAUGUUCGAAGAUAUUUAUUAUUCAAGUGACGAAGGCUCAGACUCUUUGCUCAGUGCAUCGCGUUGUCAAAACCAAGUCACUAAAAAGGAUUCCGUUACGAGUUUCGAUUUCAAUAAAUGCCGGGCCAAAUUUAAGGAAAUGAUCGAAAGGGAUACGGAUGAUAACAAAUUGAAGCGGUCUAGAACUAGAUCUAGAGAGGAAACGAGAAAAACAUCUGUGAAGCGCAGUGAAUCGUUUCAAACUUCAGAAAAGGGAUCGCGACAACGCGAGUACAUAGAUAGCAUGUUUCAUGACAGUCACUCGUCACUAAUCGAACAACAAUCUAGCUCGAAGUGCAGUCGCGUGGAUGAAAUAGUUAAUCUAAUAGAAUCUAAGAAGCUAACUAAAAGCCUAGAUAGAAUAGACGAGGGUUUGAAUUCAAUGGUCGAUAUAGUUAUGGCUCCCGAACCGCAGAAAACUACUUGGUCUUACGAGAGGCGUCAGAGAUCGUGUUCAAUCACCAGCGAAGUGGAAGAACCGCCCUUGAUACCGAGAUCGAGUAGCAGAAAUCAACAUUUCGACACUAAAGAUGAUAAUAAAACCGAUAAAUAUUCGACCAAACCAAAUUCGGGGUCGUUUGAAACGAAUUUUAAUAACACGUUCCUAAUGAAACGCGGGGGUCCCUCAGGGUUCUAUUCUGGGACCCACAUGUUGCGAGAUGCGCCCGCUAGUAUGACGAGUUUGGUCAUGAACGGGACGCAUAGCUAUAGCGAUUUGAAAAGAACCUUUUCCCCGGUCACUUCGAGUAAUUUCGGCUUGAACAAAGUGACCGACAUGCCUUCGGGAUUGUAUUAAUUAUUUAUUAAACCAACGAUUAAUUUAAGUUGUAUGUACCUUACGACUAGUGCAAUAUAUACUCACUAGACUAUCUACUCUUGAAUCUUGGUAAUUUUGUAAGGCAAAAUUGGCUUAAGAUUUUUUUUUUACUUGUAGGCCCAUCGAAUUAAAAAACUUAAUGUGAGAGUAAAUUAUUCUUUAAUAUGCAUGUAAUUUUCUAAAACUGUAUAUACUUGAUUUCAUUAAUUUAAAUAAACAAUAUCAGUCAUAA
Messenger RNA from Zerene cesonia (dogface butterfly), 3329 nucleotides. RefSeq lists its product as uncharacterized. Bases 200 to 3076 code for a protein of 958 amino acids. Gene Ontology annotation, cellular component: cytosol. Gene Ontology annotation, molecular function: small GTPase binding; actin filament binding. Lineage: Eukaryota; Metazoa; Arthropoda; Insecta; Lepidoptera; Pieridae. The transcript is spliced from 12 exons. The record is from RefSeq and is a predicted model, not a curated record. Gene Ontology annotation, biological process: cell migration; cortical actin cytoskeleton organization; regulation of cell shape.